Sordaria macrospora k-hell is the source of this 1587-nucleotide messenger RNA. RefSeq lists its product as uncharacterized. The record is from RefSeq and is a predicted model, not a curated record. NCBI's taxonomy places the organism in Eukaryota, Fungi, Ascomycota, Sordariomycetes, Sordariales, Sordariaceae.
AUGAACGAGCCCCAAAAUGUAACGUACGUAUGGAUGAUGAGUAUUUUCGACGCCGUUGUCGUUGAGUCGAGGGCAGAUGUACCACCUGGUCUUCCCCGCUUCCGAGAUCUGGAUGGUAUUCCAGUUGAGCUAGUGUUCAACUAUCGCUCUUUGUGGUUUGCGAGCAAUUGUUUACAGCGCGAAAGGACCAGUCGCCGCCAAUAUCACGAGAUUCUGAGGAGAGAAGACUCCACGACUACACAACCUCAAAUUCUUGAACACGAGACCUGGCUGUGUCUUGCGGUGGACCGCAAAGCAAGCGGAAUCAUGGAUGUCGAGGUCGAGACUUCGGGUUCCGCCGUCCCAAACGAUCCACUCCCCAGAUACGUUUACAAACCUCUUCAAUCCGACCUUAACAUCAGAUUGAUUCAUCUCAAGCCGGCCACAGACCCAGAAGCAGAAAUAGUCUUGUACCUCUCGGAGCACCACAUCACCAGGGCGCCACGCUAUGAAGCGCUCUCGUACACGUGGGGCGAUGCCUCUGACGUCCGGGAUAUCACCAUCAUUACGCCUAUUACGACAUCAGGGUCGCUCCCUGGAAGUGAUUCCCAAGAUCACGAUGCCAAACAGGUCGCUGAGUUAGAGGUAUCUUCUCAGCAAAAUCUUCCUCCCACGACUUUGUCGGUAACCUACAACUGCUAUUCGGCCCUUCGCCGCCUGCGAAAUUCCACCACUCCCCGUAGGAUAUGGAUCGAUGCCAUCUGCAUCAACCAGGAUGACGUCCAGGAACGCAACAGCCAAAUCUCACUGAUGUACCUUAUCUACCAGCUUUGUAUUCGCCUUGUCAUUGACGUAGGCGACGCAUCGCCCACCAGUAACGCUGCUAUUGACUUCAUCGUCCAGUACCAUCAACAUCGAGACGCCGGCGAGCUUGAUGAAGAUGGUGUCUACGAUAUAGCCACCGGUCUGCAUAUCAGAGACAUUAUCUGCGAGUUCUACGCUCGCCCUUGGUUCUCACGCGUAUGGGUACUUCAGGAGGUUUUUCUGGGGGCCGGAAAGUUUAGGUGGGAGUCCGCCCGUCUCCCCGCCUUGCUCAACUGCGGUGGCAGAUCGGUCCAGUGGUCAAAUUUCAAACCGCUGCACAUAAACGUCGAUUCUAGCCCCGCAGGAGAGACUGAGAACUGGCACAUAGGACUCCCCAGUAUUACUUUACUUCCACUCGUCCUUCGCAUCGUCCCAUUUGGCUCAGAAGAUGAUAAGCCUUCGCCUCGACACGAUGAAAGGUUUAGGUUUUUAGGUAAUGGAAACGGCGAAGAUACACUCAAUCUCUUGUGCCUCGCACGAAGUAAUGAGGCGACGGAUCCUCGGGAUAAAGUGUUUGCUCUGUUGUCAUUGCGAGUACGUCUUAGUGCCCACCCGAUGAUGGAGGCUGACUAUGGCAAACCCGUAACAGAGGUUUACAUCAACGCUGCGGUGUGGUUGUUGCGGGAAGGAGGUCUGCGCUUUCUCAGCUGUUGUGGGACAAUGCAAGAAACGAUCACGGCAGACCGGAGGGACUCCCUUCAUGGGUGCCAGACUGGAAUGAGAGGUAUUCGAAGCAAUGGAUGA